Messenger RNA from Physeter macrocephalus (sperm whale), 2675 nucleotides. RefSeq names its product extended synaptotagmin-1-like. The record is from RefSeq and is a predicted model, not a curated record. The transcript has a single exon. Gene Ontology annotation, cellular component: extrinsic component of cytoplasmic side of plasma membrane; endoplasmic reticulum membrane. Gene Ontology annotation, biological process: lipid transport. Gene Ontology annotation, molecular function: calcium ion binding; calcium-dependent phospholipid binding; phosphatidylethanolamine binding. Lineage: Eukaryota; Metazoa; Chordata; Mammalia; Artiodactyla; Physeteridae.
CCCCCUGGAACGAGGUCUUUGAGGUGAUCAUCACAUCAAUUCCAGGCCAAGAGCUAGAGGGUGAGGUUUUUGACAAGGACCUGGACAAGGAUGACUUUCUGGGCAGGUGUAAAGUGAGUCUCACUACAGUCCUAAACAAUGGCUUCCUUGAUGAGUGGCUGACCCUGGAGGAUGUCUCAUCUGGCUGCCUACACUUGCGUCUGGAGCAUCUGACCCCCGUCCCACUGCUGCUGAGUUAGAGGAGGUGCUGCAGAUGAACAGUUUGAUCCAGACUCAGAAGAGUGCAGAACUGGCGGCAGCCCUGCUCUCCGUCUACCUGGAGCGGGCUGAGGACCUGUGGCUCCGAAAAGGUACCAGGCCUCCCAGCCCUUAUGCUACUCUUGCUUUGGGAGAUACUUCUCAUAAAACUAAGACUGUCUUCCAAACGUCAGCCCCUGUCUGGGAUGAGAGUGCCUCCUCUCUCAUCAGGAAACCAAACUCUGAGAGCCUGGAGUUGCAGGUUCGGGGUGAGGGGACUGUCACACUGGGCUUGUUAUCCCUGCCUUUCUCCGAGCUCCUCGUGGCUGACCGGCUCUGCUUGGACCGCUGGUUUAUGCUCAGCAAUGGUCCAGGGCAGGAGCUACUGCGAGCACAGCUCAGGAUCCUGGUGUCCCAGCACUCAGGGGUGGAAGUUCACAGCCACAGCUAGAGCCACAGCUCCUCAUCUCUGAGCGAAGAACCAGAGCUCUGGAGGGGACUCCCUCACAUCACUUCCUCAGCCCCAGAGCUCCGGCAGCGCCUAACACACAGUGACAGUCCCCUUGAGGCUCCAGCCUGGACUCUGGGCCAGGUGAAACUGACUGUUUGGUACUACAGUGAAGAACGCAAGGUGGUCAGCGUCAUUCACAGUUGUUGGGCUUUUCGACAAAAUGGACGGGAUCCCCCCGACGCCUACAUGUCACUGUUGCUACUGCCAGACAAGAACCGGGGCACCAAGAGGAAGACCUCACAGGAGAAGAGGACCCUAAAUCCUGAAUUCAAUGAACGGUUUGAGUGGAAAUUGCCCCUGGAUGAGGCCUUUCGGCGAAAGCUGGAUGUCUCUGUGAAGUCUAGUUCCUCCUUCAUGUCAAGAGAGCAUAAGCUGCUGGGGAAGGUGCAGUUGGACCUCGCUGAGAUAGACCUUUCCCAGGGUGCAGUCCAGUGGUAUGACCUCAUGGAUGACAAGGACAAGGGCAGCUCCUAGGAGCCGGAGAUUACCAGCCUGACUGCUCUGUCUCCUUGCCUCGCCUCUCGCUGUAUCACUGCCUCAAUGUGAUGAGCCUAAAGCUUGGAGUCUGAGGGCAGAGCCUGCACCCCUCAGCCAUCUCACCUCCCAGGCCCAUGAUAGGGCCUUUGCAUGACCAAAGAGGAGGCCCAUAUGUUACCCUUUACUGCACGGCCUUUAUCCUUCUGGGCUCCUGGGACAGGGACAUGAGCUGGCUAUUUCCUGCUCUGCCUGCACAUUCUCCUUUCUGCCCAGCUCCUCAGGACCUUCUGUGUUUGUGCCUGGUCACUGGCAGCACUAGCAGUGGCAUUAGCUUAUGCCAAAUACAGCUUUUUGAAAGACCAAAAAAACAAAAAAAAACCCACAUAGUUUCCCCAGGAAACUAGCCCUUGAAUCUUUGUCUCAGGUCCGUUUCUGGGGAAACCCAAACCAAGAUGAUCAAUGGGCUCCUUCCAAAAUUCUUGUAACAAAUUCCAAAGCCAAAUGGACAUCAUUUAAAAAUCAUCCAUAGGAUGAUUAAAAGUUGACAAUUCAUAGAUAAGCCAAGACUCAAAUUUGCUAAAUUUAAGUUCUUUCACUUACAGCAUCAAUAUUCAUCAAACCUGCUUCUUCGUGCUCUGAAAGUGUUCUUAUGACUGAAUGACCUCUGUUAGGAAAUAGUUUAACAGAAUGCAUUUCCAUUCAUUUUCAUGUGCUUUGAACGUUAUGGCACAAUCCUCUGAAUCAUGAUUCACAGGUGUUUUCCAAAACUCUCAUUCUGUGACCUUGGCCAUUUUAGCAACUACCUUCCCCAGGAAUGUGCUGUGCAUGAAAUCAUAGUGGCUGGUACACACAAAUUUUUAUUUUUAGAUUUAUUUACUUUCCCUUUCUCCCUAAUACUGAUACUGAUACUUUUUCCCAAAUACUGAUACUUCACAGAAGAAGAGGACCUGGAUGAGGCCUUUUAGCGAAAGCUAUACUUUCCCUUUUUCCCAAAAUACUGAUGUAUUAUUUUCCUUUUCUUCCCUUUUUACCCACAUUUCUCCCUUUGUUUAUUUCUAUCCUGUCAUUUCUCUUUUUAUGACAAAAUGAUACAAUCUCACAUAGUGUGCUGACAGUGGAUGCUGUGUGCCCAACACAUCCCUCUUGGAUCAAGGAACUCACUCCUCCUGCUGAGGGAUAUUGGCUGCUGAUGGCUCACAACUCAGUUCCUUUUCCAAAAUUGUCCUCAGCUGAAGGAAGCUACCUUGCCCAAGAUUAUGCUCCACGCUGGGGACAGCCUGCAUCCAAAAAGACCCAGACACUUUGUCUCAGUUUGGAACAACUCUGAAGGACCAUCCCAGUUCCUAAGCUCUGCAUGGGAUCAGCUGAGGCUUCUUUUCCAAUUGCAUCAUGGUUUACCUUCUCCCUUUGCCUGUUCUGCUUUCCUUACUCUUCACAAGUACUAUUCCUG